This is a messenger RNA of Aspergillus lentulus, 1191 nucleotides long. RefSeq lists its product as uncharacterized. Gene Ontology annotation, biological process: reciprocal meiotic recombination. The record is from RefSeq and is a predicted model, not a curated record. NCBI's taxonomy places the organism in Eukaryota, Fungi, Ascomycota, Eurotiomycetes, Eurotiales, Aspergillaceae.
AUGUCGGGACAAAGCGGCUAUCCCAGGCCCCUCUUCGCCGUGGUGGUCAAGUCACCUUGUCUCGCGGUGAAAUAUCCAACAGGCAACGGAUUCGUAAGCCGUACUUACCUCGCAGUGUGGAUUUCCUCUGACGCAGUCAAGAUCCGUCGGUUCCAGCUCAAGUUCUCUUCGGACCGCGAAUUCUACACAGCUCUGGCAAUCCUAAGCGAUAUCAGGUGUCCAUUCUCGGAGUCGAAUGUUGGCUCAUCGCAGCUCGCUCGAAGACCGACAUCCUCACAAUGGCAUUCACGCUCAGGGCCGUCUAACCUAGGCAUUAGAGAUCCCUUCCCUUCCAGCGCGAGCGCAGCCCUGUUCCCAGUACUACCAUCCGCUUCUACACUAGGAAGUGCAUCUAGCAUCACUGCCGCAUCUUCAUUACCUCCAUCUUCAUCUGGUACAGCUCAAGCAACGGCUCCAGACACAAGUGGAACAGGAUCAACCAACAGCUACACCGAUCUAGAAGCAAGACAACCUCAACGAACCAUACAACCACACACCGAGGAAGAAGAAACCAGAGCCGACGCUCCAAGCGCUCCUCCCAAGCCGUCCACCACAGCAGCUUGCCACGAUAUCACGACACUGAGCCAACUCCUCCCGCCAAAAAGGGAGUUACCGUUCUCAAAACCGCCAGCGAAGAGAUCCCGCACAACAGCAAAGGAACCCUCCACCACGCCCCAGUCUCAACCACUCAGCGCAGGGGAUCAAAUCCCUACAACCACGGAAAACGAUGCUGCAGCGCCACCCUCGAGUCAGGCCCCGGCGACGAAAAGGCCCACUCCAAGAAGAAGAACAGCAACACCUGGUGCCAUGAAACGUUCAAUCACUUCUGUCCCACCGCUGACGCUGACCGAGGAACCGCCUACUCAACCCAUCCAGUCCAUAAACUCCCUCGCUCAGCCCGCUACCAUACCCAGAACUCAGCAACGGAGCACAGAGCAGCAACUCAUGUUUGAAAGCAGUAAUAAUAUAGUUCACCGGCGCGAACAACAAGAUCCUACGGCCGCAGACCUCUCAUCGUAUCUUUCUGCGCCUACACAAGAGCGCACGACACGCCUGGAGAACUGGAUCUGUCAGAAUCUUGAGAACGAUGGGUUUAUUAAACUUUGUCAGGAUGUAGAGGGUAUAUGGAGGCGGAUUGCGUUUGGGAGUUGA